AUGCAGAUAUUUGUAAAAACAUUAACAGGUAAAAAUAUUUCGCUUGAGGUAGAACCCACUGACACAAUUGAAAAUGUGAAAACGAAAAUUCAGGAUAAGGAAGGAAUUCCGCCUGAUCAACAACGAUUAAUUUUUGCAGGUAUACAAAUUUUUGUAAAGACCUUAACAGGAAAAAAUAUAUCUUUGGAAGUCGAACCCAACGACACUAUUGAGAGUGUAAAGAUGAAAAUUCAGGACAAAGAAGGGAUUCCGCCAGACCAACAGCGAUUAAUUUUUGCUGGAAAACAGUUAGAAGAUUCUAGAACUUUGUCAGACUACAAUAUCCAGAAAGAAUCCACAUUACACUUAGUGCUUCGACUUAGAGGUGGUAUGCAAAUUUUUGUAAAAACUUUGACAGGAAAAAAUAUUUCUCUCGAAGUAGAGCCAAACGAUACCAUUGAAAGCGUGAAAACGAAAAUUCAGGAUAAAGAAGGGAUUCCGCCUGAUCAACAGCGGUUAAUUUUUGCUGGAAAGCAACUUGACGAUUCGCGGACAUUGUCAGAUUACAACAUUCAAAAGGAAUCAACUUUGCAUCUGGUGUUGCGGUUGAGAGGAGGAUUUUAA
This is a messenger RNA of Dermatophagoides pteronyssinus (European house dust mite), 603 nucleotides long. RefSeq names its product polyubiquitin-B-like. The record is from RefSeq and is a predicted model, not a curated record. Lineage: Eukaryota; Metazoa; Arthropoda; Arachnida; Sarcoptiformes; Pyroglyphidae.